Molecule: messenger RNA, 635 nt
Organism: Linum tenue
Lineage: Eukaryota; Viridiplantae; Streptophyta; Magnoliopsida; Malpighiales; Linaceae
Source: the annotation of a GenBank genome assembly
AUGCGAGUGUUUUGGAGGAAUAGUGACUCCGGGGCGAGUAAUUACUACGGGGAGACGCCGGAGUAUGGGGUGCGAGUGGAUUUUGAUAUUCCGGUGACGUCGGGGUGUCUCCGGUGCCAGGAUAUGAGGAGAGGUGGCGGCGGGACUUGUGGGUUUGAUACGGUGUCGCGGGAGUUUCUGUGUCUUUGUAGGCAGGGGAAUGUCACUACUUCUUGCGAGCAAGAUCAUGAUCAGCAAGGUUCUUCUAGGCACAGCAAUGCCGGAGUGAUCGUAGGGACGGUGGGCGCGGUUUCGGCGGCCGGAGCUGUUGGGAUCGGAGCUGGGGUUUGGUACUUCAACAAGAUUAGAGCUAAAGCGCCGGUCACUUGUGGAGUUCAGAGCAAUGAGAACAGGCUUUUUUGAACCAGAAUUAAAGUUGGUUGAGUGGGAAUCAAAUUAUUUUUUUUUUUUAAUUAUCCAUCACAUUUUUUAUUGGCUUGUUUUGCUUUUACAGUCAAGUUUUGUAUAUUAAGAUGGUUGUAGUAUUGUUGCUGCCCAUCCUUUUUAGGACAUAUAGAAUCCCUCUAAAAGAGAGACUUGUAUUGCAAGUAAUGAUAAUAUUCUCAUCAGUCAUCACCACCCAAGAUGAAGAAAGC